Molecule: messenger RNA, 531 nt
Organism: Penicillium vulpinum
Lineage: Eukaryota; Fungi; Ascomycota; Eurotiomycetes; Eurotiales; Aspergillaceae
Exons: 1
Coding region: 1-531 (176 amino acids)
Source: RefSeq, a predicted model, not a curated record
AUGACGUCCCGCUUCGCGGAGGCGUUGGCAGAUGAUGAGCUGGUUGAUGUGAAUAUGGACGAAGUCGCAUAUGUUUCCUUCGUUGGUUCUAGCCUGAAAGCUAUAGGAACCCAGAACUUGAAUAGCUGCAUGGCAGUUAUGAUGGCUUCCACGAAGGGUGCCGUUCUUGCACAUAUCGCACCGCGAUCUGGAUUUACAAACGACCCUGACGAUUCUAUCAACCACACCCGAAAUAUGAUGGGAACUUUCCUUCAAAAAUGCCAUCAGGUAUUUUCAAUCGCGGAAAUUAAGCACUCGGUCCUAGUCUAUGCCAAGUUUGACGGACAAAUCGCAAUGCCAGACCAACGGGAUUUUAUCCAUAGUGUCUUCUUGGAGAAUCUGGAAAAUAACCAAUUUCCAAGAGAGUACUCCUACACUGUGCGCGUGGGUGGUCAUUCCAGUCCGGGAAUGGGUACUAUCUUCAUUGAUGGCCGAAAUGGACCGCCAAAGCUCUACGUCGAAGAUGUCGAAAAGCAGCUGCUCGGGCCCUAG